UUUGGUCUGCUGGGUAGGUACUCAUAAAAACAAACCAACCGAAGCCUCCGAACCGACCACCAAUGACGGCCCCAAACGGCGCCGUCCCCAAACAAGCCGACGACCGCCCCGGCACCGAGGCCGAGUUGAACGAGGGCGCAGUGCCCAACGGGAAAGUGAGGGGACCGUGGUCGCCCGAGGAGGACGCGGUGCUGAGCCGGCUCGUGAGCAACUUCGGGGCGAGGAAUUGGAGCCUGAUCGCCCGAGGAAUUCCCGGACGGUCUGGGAAGUCGUGCCGGCUGAGGUGGUGUAAUCAGCUUGACCCCUGCGUCAAGCGUAAACCCUUUUCUGAGGAAGAAGACCGUAUUAUAGUUUCAGCACAUGCUAUCCAUGGGAACAAAUGGGCAGUAAUUGCAAAGCUUCUUCCAGGUAGAACAGAUAACGGAAUCAAGAACCAUUGGAAUUCUACACUAAGGCGCAAGUGCUUUGAUAAAGGAAGGUUUAAUACUGGACCUGGGGAAAUGAUGGAAGAUGACACCUUUGACAGAAAAAAUGCAUCCUCAGAAGAAACCCUGUCAGUUGGGAAUAUCAGUUCAUUCAAGACUCAUGAAGGAAGAGAGGUCUUGAUGGAAAAUAGACCAAACCAGUUCGAUGUAAGAAGUCAUGCAAAGGAGGGCUCUGGCGCUGCCGAAUCAAAGCACAAUUCUACUCUUAUUGCCGAGCCAAGAGACCAUCCGACUCUCCAGUCCACCAUUUGUUGUCCAGUGGCACGUGUUAGUGCAUUUAGUGUUUAUAACCGUCCAAGUGUUCCAGCAAAUGCUUCAUCGUUGUCAAGGACAGUCCCAAGUCAUGGCCCUUUGGUCCCAAUAACUAAACUAGAUUUCGGCUUUGACAACUUCCUUGAAGGUGCAUGCAAUGAGCCUACGGUUCCUCAACGCUGUGGUCACGGUUGCUGUGAUCGAAUUGAGGGGCAUUCUCAAAGCUCGUUGUUGGGGCCUGAGUUCGUUGAGUAUGAUGAGCCUCUCCCUUUCUCUAGCCACGAAUUAAUCUCCAUUGCUACGGAUUUGAACAAGAUUGCAUGGAUUAAGGGUGGCCUUGAGAGUAAUGGGAUAAGGAUGCCAGAGCACGUAGCAAGCCAGAGAGUCUUUCAAGCAGCUGCCACUACCUUGCAAAUGGGGUUGCCAGCAAACACUCCGAUGAAUGACCAUAUGCGCUUUGAGGAAGGAAGAAACAAGUUGAUGGGAAUGAUGACGGACGUGCUAUCAACCCAGGUGCCUAGACAAACUUUUGCAAUGCCAACUGAAGUUGAGGGAUUGAGCUAGAACUCAUGGCUGGUCUUCCUCAGUCUUCCGGGUGUUUCGGUUAAUUUACAGCAGAUUAAGUUGAAGUCUCCAGUUUCAUUUAGAAGGCUUUUCACUUUUGACUUAUCUCGUUUAAGAGGGCAUUACAUCAAAGAUAUAUAUGUAGGUACUUCUCUACCCCUUUUGUCAUGAGCAAAGAAGCUGUUGACUAGUAAAUGCUUUUAUACAAGUGCUUUUAUCUCAAAUCCGAAAACAUAAUUGAUAAAA
Malus domestica (apple) is the source of this 1547-nucleotide messenger RNA. It is a transcript of the gene MYB1, whose product is annotated as transcription factor MYB86-like. NCBI's taxonomy places the organism in Eukaryota, Viridiplantae, Streptophyta, Magnoliopsida, Rosales, Rosaceae. Gene Ontology annotation, biological process: regulation of DNA-templated transcription. Gene Ontology annotation, molecular function: RNA polymerase II cis-regulatory region sequence-specific DNA binding; DNA-binding transcription factor activity, RNA polymerase II-specific. Gene Ontology annotation, cellular component: nucleus. The record is from RefSeq and is marked provisional.